Messenger RNA from Cajanus cajan (pigeon pea), 4073 nucleotides. Its product is annotated as transcription factor LHW. The record is from RefSeq and is a predicted model, not a curated record. Gene Ontology annotation, biological process: regulation of DNA-templated transcription. Gene Ontology annotation, molecular function: protein dimerization activity; DNA-binding transcription factor activity. NCBI's taxonomy places the organism in Eukaryota, Viridiplantae, Streptophyta, Magnoliopsida, Fabales, Fabaceae.
AUUGUAAUAUUUCCCAAAGUUCCUCCUUUUUCUCAACCCUUUUCCUCUCUCUCUCUCUCUCUCCAUUCUCCCACUUCCAUUUAUUUUCUCAUCUCAAAGAGAGAGAAAACUAGACACCCAAUAAGAGAAGAAGAAGCAGAAGCUAAAGAAAGAGAAAGCACAUCACAGUUCCACACAACCUGAACAAUAAACACAGAACAGCACACGAUCUCACUCUCACUCUCACUUCUCCACCUUCACCGCACCAACCAAGCCCUCUCUCCCUUCUUCUACUUCUCGGCGCAAAUGGAGGUGAUAGCACUCUACAAGCUUGAAUCUCGCGGGAUAGUGUAGUCCCGUUAAGAUUUUUUUUGUUUCAACUUUGUUACUCUCUUGCUCUUCUUCUUUCACGCGCUCUUUCUCUCUCUACCUUUUUUUCUCUCUCUCUCUCUAAACCUUCCUCUGCCGGAGGAUGGCCUGCCGGUGCCGGAAACUGACGGUGGUGAACUUGGAUCCGGAGAGAAAGCGAAGCGGGGGGUUGAGGACUAAACAGGCAGGGAGAGGAUCGUGCCGUGGUAGUUAGUUUUUCGGGAAUGCGCCUUUUGCUCUCUCUCUCUCUUAGUGCUAGUGUGACUCCAUUGCGUUGGAAAAAGGAUAACUUUUGAGCGGUUUAGGAACCCCUUUUGCCGGAAACAAAAUGGGGUUUUUGCUGAAAGAGGCUUUGAGGACUCUGUGCUCAAGGAAUCGUUGGUCUUAUGCCGUCUUCUGGAAGAUCGGUUGCCACAAUUCCAAGCUGUUAAUCUGGGAAGAUUACUACUAUGAACCCUUGCCAUCUCCUUUCCCUCCACGAGCUGUUGGGAUGUCUAAUUUUCCUCGCCGAGAUGGGGAAGGAUGUUGGUUUUCUUCUGAGUCUCAGCUAGGGAUUCAGGAGGAGGACAGAGUCUGUGUAUUGCUUAACAAGAUGAUGGUGAAUAAUUCAGGAGGAGGACAGAGUCUGUGUGUUGCUGGAGAAGGGAUAGUUGGACGGGCAGCAUUUACAGGAAACUAUCAGUGGAUUCUUUUGAACAAUUUCACUAGAGAUGCAUAUCCACCAGAGGUAUAUCCCGAGUUGCAUUACCAAUUUUCAUCUGGAAUGCAGACGGUAGCAGUUAUUCCUGUGCUUCCCCAUGGGGUUGUUCAAUUUGGUUCUUUCUUGCCAAUAAUGGAAGAUAUGGGAUUUGUGAAUGAUGUGAAGAACUUGAUCUUGCAAUUGGGAAGUGUACCUGGCGCCCUUUUAUCUGAAGAUUAUUCAGCAAAAGUUUCUAAUGAAAAAUUUGCUGGACCUAUGACCUUUGAUCCACCGGUCAUUACUUCAAACUGCACUCCCUCAGCAGCUAAUGGUUCCAACCAACUAACUAAUUCUACUCUUGCUUCAAGGUCCAUUGCUCAGCCACCUCACCCUCUAAGGGGAGAAAUAAAUAAUUUCCACGGUUCUGUAUUGACACCUCGAACCAUUGACUCGAACCAGAUAUUUGAUAGCAUUUGCCAGCCAAAGGUUCAUUCAAUGAUCAAAGCAAAUGUCUGUGGCCAACAGAAGAAAGUUGUGGAGGCUGAAGCUAAAGUGAUACCUUCAAAUUUUGAUUCAUGUCUGCAGCAGCAUUCUGUUUAUAAUGCUAGAUCUGCAUUCAACGAAUUAGCUUUCAAUCAAUCAAAUCUUAGUGAACGUAGCCUUAAAUAUAUGGAACAACAAACAUCAGGUGUUGGGAGACAGAAUCAUGUUAAUCCUAACAUGAAUCCAUCGAGUGCCUUAAAUAUGCCUCAAAUGAAAACUGAUGGAGGCCAAAUUCUUGAACAGAGUCAGAGUUCUGGUAGCACUUCACUACUUGGAGGAAUCCCAAUAUGCAGUGGGAGUAAUCUUUUGAGGACGAAUAUGAUUAGCUGCUCAGUUUCAAAUCCUCCCAGAGUAUCCACUUCUGAUUUCCGUGGAGCACACAGGGUUGGGUUUGGACUUCAAAAUAACAAUUCAACAACUAAUGCUGGGCUUUGCUCUGUGCCCAAUUUCACUAAUCCAUCUGUUACCAGUCACAUGAAUAUAGAAGGCUCUGGUCAGAAGAAUCUUCCAAUUGAUUUAAAGAAUGCUUGUAAUGCUUUGGCUUCAACUGAUCAAAGGAUAGAUGAUGAUAUGCUUCAGGCCCUUAAGAUUCCAUCUCUUCAUCUUGAGGAGCAUGUGCCUAUGGGCGAUCACAUCCCUGGUUUUGUCCUCAAUAAAGAUGUUACUAGUCAACAUAUGAAAAUGAAUGUUAAGCACGAGGAAGCCUAUACUCAACUUCCAUCUGGUGAUGACCUCUUUGAUGUUUUAGGUGUGGAUUUCAAAAGGAGACUGCUCAAUGGAAACUUGGAUAAGCUGCUUGCCACUGAUUCAGAUGCCAAUGCAGGACAUCUAGAUAAAAAAGCAACAUGCAUGAAUUUGCAAGGUGUAGAUCAUGAUAAUAGUUACACUGUUAGUGAAGCAAUAUCAGACAGUGGCAUCUUCUCUGGAAUGGGCACUGACCACCUCUUAGAUGCUGUGGUAUCAAAAGCUCAAUCUGCUGCAAAACAGAAUUCUGAUGAAAUGUCUUGCAGGACAACGUUGACAAGGAUUAGUACUGCCUCCGUUCCCUCUCCUUCGUGCAAGCAGGUUAUGUCUGAUCAUGUUGUCCAAAGGGGAUUGUUUGAUUUUCCCAAGACCGGAACUAAAACAGCUGCUGCAGAAACAAGUUCUCUUAGGUCAGGGUGUAGCAAGGAUGAUGCUGGAAACUGUUCUCAAACUACUUCCAUAUAUGGCUCUAAGCUUAGUUCAUGGGUUGAGAAUGGCAGUAAUGUGAAACGUGAAAGUAGCGGUUCAACUGGAUACUCCAAGCGACCAGAUGAAGUUUGCAAAUCAAAUCGUAAAAGACUUAAACCUGGAGAGAACCCUAGGCCUCGGCCCAAAGAUCGCCAAAUGAUUCAAGAUCGUGUGAAGGAGUUACGGGAAAUUGUGCCAAACGGAGCAAAAUGUAGCAUAGAUGCUCUUCUGGAAAAGACUAUCAAGCACAUGCUUUUCCUGCAAAGUGUGACAAAGCAUGCUGACAAGCUGAAGCAGACAGGGGAGUCUAAGAUUGUUAGUAAAGAAGGUGGAUUGCUAUUAAAAGAUAACUUUGAGGGAGGGGCUACAUGGGCAUAUGAGGUUGGCUCACAAUCAAUGGUCUGUCCUAUUAUUGUUGAGGAUCUUAAUCCUCCUCGUCAGAUGCUAGUAGAGAUGCUUUGUGAGGAACGGGGUUUCUUUCUGGAAAUAGCUGACUUAAUCAGAGGUUUAGGCUUAACCAUCUUAAAGGGGGUCAUGGAAGCUCGCAAUGACAAGAUUUGGGCACGCUUUGCUGUUGAGGCAAACAGGGAUGUAACGAGGAUGGAAAUAUUCAUGUCGCUGGUUCGGCUUUUGGAUCAAACCGUGCGAACGCAGUUGAUAACAACAUGAUGGUGUAUCAUUCUUUCCCACAAGCUACCCAGAUACCAGCAACUGGUAGGCUUAGUAGUUUGCAAUGAACCAUCUACUUAUAGUUUCUUGGUUUGGAUGCCGUUGGGAGCAAGUCUGGCACAUGCAUGCAAUGACUGGCAUCAAAUCCACUCCAUAAUACCUGAGGUGAAGUUAACUUGUGCUAAUUACUGUUUCACCUCAGUUUGGAGGGGGUUGAGUUUAGUUAGUGAAGAGCAUCUCAAUUCAAAUGAUUUGUAUAAUGUAUAUGCAUGUUUCAUUCUGUGCCUGCCAAGGUGACUUAUCCUGUGUUGACAAUUUCUACUGAUGCUUUAGGCAACUCUUAGAUAACUUGCAGGCAUUUUUUUUUUCUAUGUUUGUGUAAUGCCAUUGGUCUGGGAUAAGGCUUUCGUUGUUGAGUAAUGCCAUUGGUGUGAUUCAGCUGUAUAGAAAUUGUAGGAUUUGCAAAGGGGGUGGUCACAUGUUUGACCAUCAAGCUUAUGCAUGUGUUCCUCCUUUAUGACCUUUUUUCUCCAUGUUUAAUUUUUUCUUGGAGUGGAGUGGUGAUAUUGGCUGUGUUAUAAUAUACAAUUUUUAUUAAUAUCACCUUUGUAUGGUUUGUUUA